AUGGAUUUACAUAAAAGCGAUUGGGAAGAUAGACAAUUCCGUUUGGAAAAAAUAAUAAAAAAGGAAUUCUAUUAUAAACAAAAUGAUAUAAAAAAAUGUGAAAAAAGUAAAACAGGAGGAUUUAUAUCGAGAAAAAAAUAUAACAUGGUAGAACCAUGCAAAUGUUGUAAUUGUGAAUAUAUCAUACUCGUAAUAACAGAGUAUAUGAAAAAGGAAUGUGUCUUAGAUCGAUAUGUAAUGGCCUAUAAAAAGUUGUAUGAAAAUAUAGAUUUGUAUAUUCAUAAAAUUAGGAACAAAUCGGACAUUGACUAUAUUGCUAAUAAGUAUUUUUUAUUAAAAAAUGAUAUGAGUCAUUUAAAACAUUUAAAUAAAAAAUUCACAACAGGAGAUUGUAAAGACAUCGAGAUGGAGACAUAUACCAUAUCAGUUAUAUUAACCAUAAGGACAAAAAUAUUGAAUUCCCUUCCUAUGUUAAAAGAAGCCUUAAAAAAUUUGUCUCAGGAUGAGCAUAAUGAUUAUUAUGUGAGUAGCAGAAUAGGAAUAAUAGAACAGAUAAAAAAUAAAAUUUAUAACUAUAUCGUAGGUAGAAAAAAAGAUCAUAAGUAUGAAACGAACAAUGUGAGAAGGGAGAGAACGAAUAAAACACAAGUUUAUGAGAACAUUCACAUGGAUGAGACAUCGAUGAGAAUGUACGAUCUCACUCCCGAUUACAAACAUGGAGAAGGAAUCAUUUACCAUGAAUCCGACGAGAUCAAUCAGUUCGAACACCUCAUCCAUAGAGGAAGUUACAAUAAUGAUGACAUCCGAGACAGCUUUUGUAACAAGAUUCCCAUUUUUUCCAUCGAUGAUCGUCAUGAAAUGCACAAGGAUAAUCCUUUCGCGGAAACAAGAACCAUAAUGAAAAGGUCCCCAGAGUUACCAGAAUGUACAAAUAUAAUUUGUGGAGGCAAUUCAGCCCGAUUAAGAAAAGAGGUUCCAAUGAAAUUUUACGAAAUAACAAUAACAACGAAUAGAAACUUAAUAAGCCUAAGGAGUAUUCUUCUGCUGAUUGAAAUGGUUAGUUUGUUUCAUACAUACCUCAUGAAAUACAUGAUGGAAAAGAGAAAAAAUGAAAAAAUUAAUUUUGUGCAACUUGAUGAGUUUAGAAAGAAGGAGGAAGAUUUGUCUUGUGACGAAUCGGGUUACCUCCUCUUUUAUGAUAUAAUUUUGGGAAAAGUAAAAGAUAAAAAAAAAACAGAAGAAGAAAAAGAAGAAGCUGAAGAAGAAGAAGAUGAAGAAGAUGAAGAAGAUGAAGAAGAAGAAGAAAAAAACGAUUCUCAGAAAUGCAAACAGAUAUAUUCAAAUGGGCCUCAAAAUUGUCGUAACUAUGGUAAGAAGUCGUCCACCUCUGACAAUACCACAAGUUUUGAUUACGAUAACGAGGAAGAUUCAAAUGGUGCGGAGUGUGCUCCAAUUGAAAAAAGAGCUCCAAUUAGAUUUUUCUCUGACGGGGAUAAUGUUUACACCAAGCGUAUCAUCGAUCGCACACAGCAGGAUAAGGAAUAUACACAUCAGGCUGAACCUACACAGUGGAGAAGUAAGUACACAGAUCUGGACAACAAUGUUUUUAUAAGUGAUGCACAUGGUGCAGGUCGUGAUGCAGAUUACACAAAUCGGAUAAGCGAUUGUGGUAGUCUUAUUGCUGAUUCAGUUGGCAAAUGUAAGAGUUACACUUAUCAGGAUUCAGAUUAUAAUAAACUGUCUGAUAUUCGUCAUGUCAACCGUACUGAUAAGAAAGUUGUGUGUGACUCCAUCCCUGUAUCGGAGUUAAAGGAGGAGCCUAGUUAUAUUGAAGAAAAGGAAGUAGAAGAGAUUAUCGAUUACAUAAAUUACAUGUUUUCUUUCAUUAUGAAUGAAUGUGAUACUUAUUUGAAUAUAGAGCUGUUGUUCACGCUGCACGCCUUUGAACUAAGUUAUAUGUUUAAUGUGUUAAAAAAGUUGAUAUUAGGAAAAGAAAUAGAAAAUGAAUUCCUUGUGAUGCUAACAUACUGUGGAUAUAAAAUUGAGAACAAAGAAAUAAUCGAUCAUUGUUUUUGGAAGUUAAUAAGUGUUUUUGAGAAUGAAGAUUUGCCAGACUGUUGGGUGAUAUUAGAUAAUAAAUCAGAUAAUCAACUAAGAAAAAAAUAUAAUGAAAUGAAAAAUAAUUUAAGAGAUAUGAAACAAAAGAAGGAAGAAAUAGAGAUGGAAAAGAAUAAAAAAAAACAAAAGAAUUCACAAGAACAUUAUUAUUAUUACUAUUGCUGCUAUAAGGAUGGAAUAUUUUAUGAAGCAUUAAAUAUUUUUCAACCAAGUAAUUAUAAUAGUAUAAUUAACAACAUAACAGAGGUAGAUAUGAAUAAAGGAAAUUUAUAUUUUAAUAAAAAUUUAAUUGACAAAAGGAUAUUUUUACCAUUGAUUGAAAAAACAAAAAAGGAAUUUCAUCAUUAUAAUGAUGUUCCCAAAGGAUAUAUAAUAAAUGAAAUACAGAGGUUACGGAAUUUUAAUGACGAUUAUUCUUGUUGUUAUAUUUUAAAAAAUAAUAAGAAAGAAAAAAUAUUGAUGGGUUUUAAAAAAAGAGGAGAAAAUAAAGUAUUUGUGUAUAAAUACAAUAAAAAUGUUAAAAAAAUUUACAAAACAGGUCCAAAAAAAAAAAUAAAAUCUUUUUUUAAUAAUAUAUCCGGUUUUUUAGGUGUCUUAAUAUGUAAUUUCACAGGCAUGAAAAUUAAAAUAUAUGACAAUGGGAUAUCAGAAAAAUAUGCUCAUUUUUUUCCAGCUUUUGAAAGAAAAAAUGUAAUAUCUAUUAGAUUUGAAUCAAAUAUAAUAAGUGAGUUACCCAGACAUUUUAUAUGUAAUAUAUAUAAGGAAAAUAAAAACAUAAAAAUUAUUUAUGAAAAUAAAUGUCCUGUUUGGAAUGAUGAAAAGGAAAUAUAUGAGUUACCAUUUUAUGGAAGAGUUAAGCUGGCAAGCGCAAAAAAUCUGCAAUUAAUUUUAAAAAAAUGUGUAAUUGCUGAAUUGAAAAAGGCUUCCUUUAUAGGUAAAAGCAUAAAUGAUGUAAUUGAGUAUGUCAGUAAUGACCAUUGUAAACUAAAUUCCCUAUCUUGUAAUGCGUAUGCAGAGUGUGCCACAGAUAAUCAUUCAUGGGAUCUUCACCCACAUGCUUCCACCUAUGAAGAUAACUGCAGCGAUGAAGAAAGACCUAAAAAAAAGGUGAUUAAAAAAAAUUUUCCAUUUGAUAUUAUUACAAAUAAUUUUAAAAAAAAAAAAGAAGGAAAAUUCGAAAUUGUGAACAAUGAUGAAGAAGAAAUAUUUUUAAUUUUUGGGAAAAACUCAAAAGAUUACUUUACGCUCGACUUCCGUCACCCCUUAUCCUCCUUCGAGGCUUUUUCUAUAGCCAUUUCGUCUCUUCUGAAAAAGAAGGCCGUUUCAUAG
Plasmodium gonderi is the source of this 3447-nucleotide messenger RNA. RefSeq lists its product as hypothetical. Bases 1 to 3447 code for a protein of 1148 amino acids. The record is from RefSeq and is a predicted model, not a curated record. The transcript has a single exon. Lineage: Eukaryota; Apicomplexa; Aconoidasida; Haemosporida; Plasmodiidae.